GAAAUACCUAGAGGGAUCCACGACCUCAGUUUCCGUCGUAAAUAGAAGACCUCCGGCCAUCCCGCUGUCCCGCAGCAGCCUUUUCUGUGGUGACAACCAGCGAGGAAAACUUCCUGUUUCGGAUUCCUCUUUUGUUUGACAUCGAAGUUGCUGCUGAGGCGCGUGUGAGAGCAGCUUUUUCCCUCUUUGCGCUUUGGAAGGAAUGACCUCAUUUGCCCACAUAUCUUUCCUUUGAUUUGAGUAGAGCAAGCUGCUGAUCGAUUCCUGGUAUCUAAUGAUAGGCCAUUUGCAAAAAAACCCUCGCUGCAUUGUCUUCACUUUUUAAUGAGAUGACCCUCAUCAUACGUAAUCUGCAGAGAGCCAUCCCCCUCAGGAGAGCACUCCUUCGCAAGAGAGUAGACCAGAUCCGUUGCAUUUUGGGUGUGCGACAGUUUGAUCUUGCCGUUAUCUGCAUCAGUAACGACCACAUUCAACGACUCAAUAAGACCUACAGAUCCAAGAAUAUCCCCACAGAUGUGCUAUCGUUCCCUUUUCAUGAGGAUCUGAAACCUGGAGAGCUGCCAAAGAUUUCUUGUCGAGAUGAACUGAAUUUGGGAGACAUUUUUCUAGGAGUAGAGUAUAUCUAUCAGCAAUGUCAAGAGAACAAGGAAGAUUACAACAGUAUUCUCACAGUGACGGUCGCCCACGGCUUGUGCCACUUACUCGGAUAUAAACACAGCACAUUUGCAGAGUGGCAACAGAUGUAUGAAAGAGAAGCACAAAUCCUCCAGGAGAUAAACAGGCUGUCCGGCACAAAUUUGCAACCUCUGACCAAAAAUCACUUCUAGACAUGUUCUAAUAAUAUUUGUUAUUUAUAAAUUAAAAACUUAAUGAGUUUAAA
Sphaerodactylus townsendi is the source of this 880-nucleotide messenger RNA. It is a transcript of the gene YBEY, whose product is annotated as ybeY metalloendoribonuclease. Gene Ontology annotation, biological process: rRNA processing. NCBI's taxonomy places the organism in Eukaryota, Metazoa, Chordata, Lepidosauria, Squamata, Sphaerodactylidae. The record is from RefSeq and is a predicted model, not a curated record. Bases 330 to 827 code for a protein of 165 amino acids. Gene Ontology annotation, molecular function: metalloendopeptidase activity. The transcript has 5 exons.